Coturnix japonica (Japanese quail) is the source of this 3817-nucleotide messenger RNA. It is a transcript of the gene KLHL20, whose product is annotated as kelch like family member 20. Gene Ontology annotation, biological process: Golgi to endosome transport; protein K33-linked ubiquitination; proteasome-mediated ubiquitin-dependent protein catabolic process. Lineage: Eukaryota; Metazoa; Chordata; Aves; Galliformes; Phasianidae. The record is from RefSeq and is a predicted model, not a curated record. Gene Ontology annotation, molecular function: type II interferon binding. Gene Ontology annotation, cellular component: PML body; trans-Golgi network.
GGGCGGUUGUGGGCCGGGCCGGAAGGGGCUGUUCUGGCGGCGGUGGUUCGCGGGUCUGGCCGCUUCCUGCCGCGGAGGAGGGUCGGUGCUGGGCCGGGUCGGAGCGACGGUGCGUCCCGUGUUAGUGAGCGAGUGAGCGGGUGUCGGUAUUGCGGUCUUGAAGCAGAGGGUAAAGGUUUCUCCUCGCGGUGCAUGGACGGAAAGCCAAUGCGCAGGUGUACCAGUACUCGACCAGGGGAGACCGGAAUGGAUGUGACCAGCCGAUGCACACUGGGAGAUCCUAACAAGCUGCCGGAAGGGGUGCCGCAGCCUGCUCGUAUGCCUUACAUCUCCGACAAGCACCCUCGACAGACUCUGGAAGUCAUCAAUCUUCUUCGGAAGCACCGGGAGUUGUGUGAUGUGGUGCUGGUGGUAGGUGCGAAGAAGAUCUACGCCCACAGGGUGAUCCUGUCCGCCUGCAGCCCGUACUUCCGAGCCAUGUUCACUGGGGAGCUGGCAGAGAGUCGACAGACAGAAGUGGUGAUCAGAGAUAUCGAUGAAAGGGCCAUGGAGCUGCUCAUUGACUUUGCCUACACCUCUCAGAUCACUGUGGAAGAGGGAAAUGUCCAGACCUUGUUGCCAGCUGCUUGCCUUCUCCAGCUGGCUGAGAUACAGGAGGCCUGCUGUGAGUUCCUUAAGAGACAGUUGGACCCUUCCAAUUGCUUGGGCAUCCGAGCUUUUGCUGACACUCACUCGUGCCGUGAACUGCUGAGGAUUGCUGACAAGUUCACCCAGCAUAACUUCCAGGAGGUCAUGGAGAGUGAGGAGUUCAUGCUGCUUCCUGCCAAUCAGCUCAUAGACAUUAUAUCCAGCGAUGAGUUAAACGUUCGCAGUGAAGAGCAGGUGUUCAACGCAGUGAUGGCCUGGGUGAAGUACAGCAUUCAGGAAAGAAGACCUCAGCUGCCACAGGUCCUCCAGCACGUUCGCCUGCCACUGCUGAGUCCCAAGUUUCUUGUGGGUACAGUGGGCUCUGAUCCUCUUAUUAAGAGCGAUGAGGAAUGCCGGGAUUUAGUGGAUGAAGCCAAAAACUAUCUCCUGUUACCCCAAGAGCGACCGCUGAUGCAAGGACCACGAACUAGACCACGCAAACCCAUCCGCUGUGGAGAGGUGCUCUUUGCAGUGGGGGGCUGGUGCAGCGGCGAUGCGAUCUCCAGUGUGGAACGAUAUGACCCUCAAACCAAUGAGUGGAGGAUGGUGGCUUCCAUGAGCAAAAGGCGCUGCGGUGUUGGUGUCAGUGUUCUGGAUGACCUUCUGUAUGCAGUGGGAGGCCAUGAUGGUUCCUCUUACCUGAACAGUGUAGAAAGGUACGAUCCAAAGACCAAUCAAUGGAGCAGUGAUGUGGCCCCCACCAGCACCUGCAGGACCAGUGUUGGAGUAGCAGUUCUUGGGGGCUACCUUUAUGCAGUGGGUGGCCAGGAUGGUGUCUCUUGCCUCAACAUUGUGGAAAGGUACGAUCCCAAGGAAAACAAAUGGACUCGAGUGGCUUCCAUGAGCACCAGACGCCUGGGGGUUGCAGUGGCUGUUUUAGGGGGCUUUCUCUAUGCAGUGGGAGGCUCUGAUGGAACUUCUCCUCUCAAUACAGUGGAACGAUACAAUCCUCAGGAGAACCGCUGGCAUACGAUUGCACCCAUGGGGACGAGGAGGAAGCAUCUGGGCUGUGCAGUGUACCAAGACAUGAUAUAUGCUGUUGGAGGCAGAGAUGACACGACAGAGCUUAGUAGUGCUGAGAGAUACAACCCUCGAACCAACCAGUGGUCUCCUGUUGUGGCCAUGACGUCCCGACGGAGUGGAGUUGGCCUUGCAGUGGUGAAUGGACAGCUCAUGGCAGUGGGAGGAUUUGAUGGCACGACGUACUUGAAGACCAUUGAGGUGUUUGAUCCAGAUGCUAACACAUGGAGGUUGUACGGAGGGAUGAACUACCGGCGGCUGGGAGGAGGAGUAGGCGUUAUCAAAAUGACACACUGUGAAUCUCAUAUAUGGUAAGCAGCAAGAGAGAGGGAGACCCCCUGCUUGUCAUUCCUAGAACAACUGAAGAGACUUAUUGACACUGGACUCUUUGCAGCUCUAGUAUGAACGGUCUAGACCUGAUGUAACACUUUGCCAGUGACUCUUUCUAUGGAACUAUAAAUAUGACUUCUGUGAGAGUGUGCCCAAUGGGAGACCACAUUGUCAGACUCCAGGGAACCACCGGACAAAAGUAGAAGUGUUGCUUAUGUCCAUACAUUUUCCUAACUAGUCUACGAUUCUGAAUAAACCAAACUGUACAAUUCACUGCAGCAUAAGUAAUGCCAGUGCACAGGCUACAAGCUACACAAUGGGAGUCUGGCAAGGAGAGUUUCCUGCCUUUCCCUCCCACUGUGAGCAUUGGAUGUGGCAGCUGUGUUGGUGGGUGAAAGAGGAAGGUGAUACAGAAACCAUUGCUUUUGCCUUAUUUACAGAGAGCUUCGACAAACAAGUACUUGACCUGCAAGGUGCCACCUUUGCACAGAAGCUUUCCUGUGCACAGAGUAUAUUUAUUUUUACAUUUAAUUUGUAUCACAUCUUUUCUUUGUAUCGCUCACAGUGAUGAUUCCAGCUUUUUAUAUACAUAUAUAUGUGUGCAUAUAUAUGUAUUUCAUAUAUAUGUAUAUGUGUGUGUGCAAUUUGAGUUUUAAUGAGUUGAUGGUUAUGGCAGGGCUAUGUCCUGCAGGUUAUUGUGGUUCCAAUCCCGGUGGUAUGUAGCUGUGUCUCAGAGUACAGGAGAGCUGUGGGUACCCUGAGUAUCUUUUCAGUCUUGCUGAAGGCAAGAGGUAGAACUGGAACUCUCAUCUAUCGACUGAAUCAGUGAAAGGCCACAAAAGAAGGUGAGAGUGAAAAGGAUUUCAUAUGAUGCCUUUUUACUGUACAGUGUAUGGUACAAAAGUCCAGCUUUUGUCUCUCACCUCCUCUGUAUAUGAACCUAGAAACAACUAGCUGUUGCUUAUUUAAGUCUUUCUCAUAUAUUCAGCAGGCAACAGCUUCUCUGAAGCUGGUAGGCAGGUAUCAUCUGUUAUAGUUCUGGUUAGCCUAGAUCAACACUCACUUCUCAGGUUCUUGAUAGAAUGGCAGACCUGCAAUCGAGUCAGCUCCUGCUGUGAAAAUUGCUUAGACCAGCAUCACCUUAACUGCCCUCCUGUCACUCAUCUGUCUCUCUAGAAUUCCCAUUGUAAAACAGUGACCACAAUGAGAUGGUGCACUCUCUUUCAAUGAUUGGUUUAAAAUGCACUUCCUCUGUUCCUGCCUAGAACAGGGAAAGGUCUGAAAUCUUGGAAGGGAGGCACUGUUUGCUGGCACCGUGAAUUACUGUCAUGGUUUGGCAAGGGCAGAUGUACCCAGGGUAGGGGGGGAUUAAGGAGGAGCUGUAGACUCAAAGGUUCUGAUAUGUUUGUCUGUACUGAAAGGACCUGUUGCACCUGGAUCUGAUUUUAAAAGGACUGUGAAUUCUUGAGAUGAAGGCAGUGCUGACAUCUUCAGUUCUCAUCUUCGUCGUUUGAUUCGUGUCACAGCAUUUUAAUGUGCUUGAAUAUAGUAGAAGUUACACUACCGUAAUAAAUGGGUCAUUAAAACUUUAUAAAAAAAAAAAAAGCUCCUUUUCCCCUAAAAGUUGUUAUUUUUACGUUUACAUAUGAAGAUCAUUUGCACCUUUACAAGGAAAACAAGUAUUCUGUAAACAAAUGUUUACAUUUAUCAUUGAUGCUUUUUUCUAGCAUGAGUAACUUGUAUAAAUAGUGCUAUCUUAAUAAAUUUCUUCUAUGCUAUU